UCCCAAAGGGGGACACAGCGCUCUCUGCUGCCUCAGACCCUGUUAUCAGCAGCCCCCCUCCUCUUCUACCCCACUCUCCCCCCACUCCAACGAAAACACUUUCGGGAAGAAUUAAGUUUUUCCUGCGCUCAGCGGCGCGCACUCGGAGCCGAGCCGUGGCCUAGCACAACACCUCGAUAUGUGGAGACGCCGCGCGCUCGGGGACUGUCUCCUGGCCUGUCUCCUGUUCCUCGUGACUCUCGCUGAUACGUAUCGAUUCCUGAGCAGGAGCGGUGCCUCACAGUUCCUCAGUCGUCAGCGGAGAGCCAACUCUCUGUUUGAGGAGAGCAAGAAGGGAAACCUGGAGCGAGAGUGCAUCGAGGAGCUGUGCAACAAGGAGGAGGCACGAGAGAUCUUUGAGAACCAGCCAGAGACGGAAUAUUUCUAUCCCAAAUAUGUCUUUUGCCUGGGAUCACACAGAGUUGGAAUUAACAACCAAAACUCAGAUUCAGCCAUCCCUUCAAACCUUCGCACCUGUGUCAAUGAGAUCAGUAACCAGUGCUCCCCGUAUCCCUGUUAUAAAGAAGGAUCAGAACGUUGUGUGGACGGACAGGCCACCUUCACCUGUGUUUGUAAAACAGGCUGGAAGGGACCACGCUGUGAAGAUGACAUUGAUGAGUGCACAGACCCAGAUCAUCCCGCUGGGUGCAACCAAAAAUGCUACAACUUCCCCGGCAGUUUCCGCUGCAUGUGCGAAGACGGCUUCUAUAUGAGUAAUAAAAUCAGUUGUGUGGAUAUCGAUGAAUGCCUGCUGUAUCCUAGUAUCUGUGAAAAGCCGGCCAAAUGUGUGAACACCCCCGGGAUGUACGAGUGCGAAUGUCCCACAGGAUUCAAAUAUAACUUUACAUCAAGGACCUGCAACGAUGUGGACGAGUGCGCUAUGAAUGUUUGUGAGGACACCUGCAUUAACACAGUGGGCAGUUACGCGUGUUACUGUGACGGGAGGGAAGGGCUGCGUCUGGCCCCUGAUCAGAUUCACUGUGACUCGAUCCCUGUCUGUGUGGGACUGUAUGAUCAUAAACACCCAGAGAUGCUUUACCUUGGCGAACAGUUCGCAGGACUGCCUGUCAUCUACCUGCGCUUCAGACUGCCAGAAAAUACCAAGUUUGCAGCAGAGUUUGACUUCCGCACCUUUGACCCAGAAGGAGUGGUUCUGUAUGCAGAGUCGUCCCAGGACUCUUGGUUUAUGCUUGGGCUGAGGGGAGGGCGCAUCGAGGUCCAAUUCAAAAACCAGCACACCUUUAAAGUGACCAGCGGAGGCAAAGCUAUCAACGACGGACAGUGGCACGUGAUCUCGGUGGAUGAACUUGAGAGUAGCAUCAGUGUGAAGAUAAGUAAAGAGGCUGUGAUGAGCAUCAACAGUCCUGAGAGUCUCUUCACCUCCGUCAAUGGGAAACUGGAAACCAAAGUUUACAUCGCGGGAAUGCCGAACAAAACCGACAAUGUCAUCAAACCGAUCAAUCCUCGCCUGGACGGUUGCAUUCGCGGCUGGAACCUGAUGAACCAGGGCGCGUCUGGAGUGAAGGAGGUCAUUCAGGAGAAAAAGAGCAAACACUGUUACGUUCAUGUGGAGAGGGGCUCUUUCUUCAGUGGGGCAGGGCUGGCACAGUUCAACAUUGACUACAGUGAUAAUGACCAGUGGCGCAUUGACAUCCAGUUGAGUAUAAGACCCUCCAGCAGCACAGGGGUCCUGUUCGCUCUAGUCCAAAACAACACUGUCCCUCUGUCACUUGCAGUGAUCACUAAAGAUGAAGUGGACGCUAACUUGCAGGUGUUUUUGGAUGGUGUGUCCGUGGCAACCCUGGACACUGUGAUGUUGUGCUAUCCAGAACGAGUGAUGGUGCAACUUAAUGUGACGCCUACAGACCUUUUCAUCUCUGCAAACUCCUCCUCUGUCUCGUACAUGGCCUCUGAUCGACUACAGGGGGCACUGCAGAGCCUCAAUCUUACCAUGCAAAGCCCCCUCAGCACCUACAUCGGGGGAAUACCAGAUGAGGUCCCGUUGUCAUUGACUCCUGUCACUGCGUAUUAUCACGGUUGUUUGGAAAUCACUGUGAACGGGCAGCCUUUGGACUUUGAUGAGGCUCUGAGUAAACACAACAGCAUUAAGUCUCACUCCUGCCCCCCAGUGUUUGCCCCAGAGAUGCAGCCGAUCGCACCCGUCCCGCACAGGAAAUGACCUCAAUUAACACAGACAUAAUUUAAAUUAGCAGAGUCUCAUAGUAUUAAUGAAAAUGGUAAAUGUCAAGUUGAGAGAAGUGGAGGGGAAUGGCCGACAUCACUGGAAAAUUGAAGAGAAGCUGAGUUUAAGAGGAGUGUGUAGUUGUGUAGUGGUCUUGAUAAGGCAAAUGGAGAGGUGACGUAGUUGUAGCAUUUGUUGCAAUGAUAAAAGAGGAAGAGCUGAGCUCUGAAGCAUGCACAAAUAGAUAAAGUUUAUUUGUUUAGAGAAACAAAUAGUCAUUGUUGGCUAGGCUCCAAGAGCAGUUUAAUUUUGUCACAUUGUGAAAUUUAAAGUCUUCUAUUUGUUUGUGAUUAUUUCCCAGACUGCUGAUGUAGUGCACCUGAUUUAAAUGUGCUGUACAUAAAACAAAAUCUUCAGGUAAAUUAUAGCUGUAUGUUGU
This is a messenger RNA of Boleophthalmus pectinirostris (great blue-spotted mudskipper), 2660 nucleotides long. RefSeq names its product protein S (gene pros1). The transcript is spliced from 14 exons. Gene Ontology annotation, cellular component: extracellular region. The coding region runs from base 179 to 2218 and encodes 679 amino acids. Gene Ontology annotation, molecular function: calcium ion binding. NCBI's taxonomy places the organism in Eukaryota, Metazoa, Chordata, Actinopteri, Gobiiformes, Gobiidae. The record is from RefSeq and is a predicted model, not a curated record.